AUGUUCCCCCCUCUCUCGGUGUUGACGCACAUCGCCAACCAGGUGUUGGUGAUCCUCGCCUCGCCUGCGCAGAAACCCCUCGAGCCAUCACCACGACCACCACCCCGACAGUUAUUUGACGUACAAGCUCAUCGAGGCGGCAGAGGAAAUACUAUAGAGAACACACUCCCCAGCUUCGCCUGGGGCCUGAUCGAUGGGGCGACGACACUAGAGCUCGACAACGGAAUCACCAAAGAUGGCGUUGUAGUGGUUUGGCACGACAAUAGCAUCGCCCCAGAGAAAUGUAUUGAUACCUCACCGGCUUUCUCCGGCGAUCCGGACUUCCCAUACGUCGGGAAGUACGUCGCGAAUCUCACGUUUGCGCAAUUGCGGACGUUGGAUUGCGGGUCGAAGAGGCAAGCCGACUAUCCGAUGCAGCUGACGUACCCCGGAACACGGAUAUCAACCAUGCAAGAGGUCUUUGAAUUCGUGGAGUGUGCGGACCCUGGACACCAGAUCCGCUGGAACAUCGAAUCCAAGAUCAAUGCACAGUACCCGGAGCGGACUAGGGGAGUGCAAGAUUUUGUUCGGAGGCAAAGUGCAGUUUUCCGAGCCAGUCCCUACUACUCGUCUAUUACGUACCAAAGUUUCGAUUGGAGAACCUUGGUGGCCAUGAAGGACCUAGAUCCAUCUAUGCCCAUCUCGGCGCUUAUUGACGACGACACGGGGUUCAUGCCAGAUAACACUACUACGCCGUGGUUAGCCGGAUUGCGACUUGACUCCUUUCCUGGACCCACGCUCGGGCAUCAGGUCGCGCAAGCAGCACACGCUAUUGGUGCAGACAUACUUUCUUCUUCUGCUAGUUCUUACUUCACACCGGCCCCCGACCCAUUGAUGGAAAGCUAUGUGGCCUUCACCACGAAGGAGAUGGUGGACGAGGGUCACAGGCUGGACAUGUCUGUGAAGGUGUGGACUGUGAAUCGGCUUAACGAAGCGGAGAAGAUGUUUGACUACCAGGUGGACGGUAUCAUUACCGAUUAUCCCAGUGUGCUGCGCCGCAUUGCCAAACAACAUGGUCUUCCAGUUGCGCCGAAAUACCCUAAGCAGCGAGUUUUCGCUUGCCUUGACGAGCAUCUCGCGAGGCAGCGGUUCUAA
Molecule: messenger RNA, 1134 nt
Organism: Postia placenta MAD-698-R-SB12
Lineage: Eukaryota; Fungi; Basidiomycota; Agaricomycetes; Polyporales; Adustoporiaceae
Exons: 11
Coding region: 1-1134 (377 amino acids)
Biological process (GO): lipid metabolic process
Molecular function (GO): phosphoric diester hydrolase activity
Source: RefSeq, a predicted model, not a curated record